This is a messenger RNA of Leguminivora glycinivorella, 3153 nucleotides long. RefSeq names its product solute carrier family 35 member G1. The transcript is spliced from 2 exons. The coding region runs from base 115 to 1176 and encodes 353 amino acids. NCBI's taxonomy places the organism in Eukaryota, Metazoa, Arthropoda, Insecta, Lepidoptera, Tortricidae. The record is from RefSeq and is a predicted model, not a curated record. Gene Ontology annotation, cellular component: membrane.
UAAGAAUUCAUGAAUAUUGCACAAAACAUUGUUUAUUUAUUAUGAGCGACGAGGUAUUUAAGGCAUUGUAUAUUGUUAUUAGAAACAUUUGAACACUUGACUUAAAAACACUUUAUGGAAUUGGUGCGAAGGAAAAUGCCGGAACAUUUAGAACUGCAACACCUCGUGGACCUCUCAGCAGGAAGCGGCGAUGAAAGCAUACCGAAUCUGCUAGAAAACAAGCGCCCGCUAAUCAAACGCUGCCCAUUCUUCGGUUUGAUAUUGGCUACACUCUCAUCCUUAUUCUUCUCUCUAUGUUCUGUGAUUGUAAAGAGUCUUGUGAAUGUAGAUCCUAUACAACUGGCCAUGUGCAGGUUCAUAGGAAUACUCCUACCUACAAUUCCUAUAGUAAUCUUCACAAAUCAGCCUGUAUUUCCGAAAGGUAAGAGAUUAAUGCUUGCUCUACGAUCACUGAUGGGUACAAUUGGUUUAUUAUCCAGUUUUUAUGCAUUCAGGCACAUGCCACUAGCCGAUGCUUCAGUCAUUGUAUUUUCAGUACCUGUCUUUGUCUCAAUAUUCGCUUGUGUACUGUUAAAAGAGCCAUGUGGCAUUUGGAAUAUAAUAUCUAUUGUAUUAACUCUAUUGGGGGUUAUUCUGAUUACCAAUCCCCCCUUUCUAUUUGGAGGAAAUGAGGAGGCUCAUCAGAAUUACCAUUAUAAUACAGUGCGGGGAGCUGUGGCAGCCUUCGGUUCUACAAUUUUUGGCGCCAAUGCUUAUGUAUUGUUGAGAAUACUGAAGGGUCUCCAUUUCUCAGUUAUCAUGACCAAUUUUGGCAUGUAUGCUAUUUUACAAACUUUGUUUUACUCUAUUAUUGCUGGUGUACUGUGUAUGCCAAACUGUGGUACGGAACGGUUCCUGGUUGUUUGUCUUGCAUUGUUCAGUUAUUUAGGGCAGAUACUGCUCACAAUGGCAUUACAAAUGGAGCAAGCAGGUCCGGUGGCUAUAGCCCGCUCUGCGGACAUAGUUUUUGCAUUUCUAUGGCAAAUCAUGUUUUUCAAUGAAAUGCCAAGUAAAGCAUCUGUAAUGGGUGCUGUGUUAGUACUCAGUUCUGUUAUCCUGGUAGGAUUACGGAAGUGGGCCAUGGCUUUACCCGCAGACUCUGAAAUGAGAAGUAAAUUGGGUAUUCUAGCAAAAUAAUUAUAUAUUUUUGAAUCUUGAAUCCAUGAUGUAUAUUAUAUGUAAGUGACUAUAAUGUAACAAAUGUUGUGAAUGCUCAUGUUCAUGUAGGUAUCACAUGUCAUUUUAAAAAUGUUUUACUGCAUUGCACAUUGUUUGAAAUGUUAUUGAAACUGUUUUGCUUGUACUUAAUUAUAAGAUAGAUCAUUAUAUUUUGCAUUUAAAUAGUAUUUUUGCUAAAUUGUUCAAUGCAAAUAUACCCAAAAGUCUCAAACAUUCCAUACAAAUGACAUAACUAUAUUAAUUGUAGUGAACCUAAGUUGCACUUAAGAUGCUUCAGCUCUUAAUGUUAAUUAUAAUCAUUAAUCAUGACCUACUUCCCUGUUAGGCAAAAAUAUCUUUGACCGUAUAUUUGGAACUGCUUGAGUAGCUUUCCAUUGUAAAAGGGUCCUUAAGGGUAAUAAGGACAUAUCGUCACUACUUUUUAAAAACUUGUAUCUUCGUCUGUCAAUGAAAAGAAAAUUGUAGUAAAUAUGUAUGGAAUGCGUAUAGACUUACUGCGUUUUAACUUUGAGGAACAGCGUGAGAUACGAGAUUUUUUAAAAGUAGUGACGAUAUUUACCAUAUUUUCGAAAUUUUAGAUGGAAAGGACCUCAUAGCACUUCAAGUGCCUGACUAUUUUAAAUAUCGUUAUUCAUUAUUAUUUAUUACUGUUAUGUACAGCCAAAUAUCUUAGUUUUUAAAAUGAAAUAUUUUAAUGUGUUGCAGAUGUUACUCUUAUAAAAUGAAUACUAGUGCUACAAAAUUGAUUUGCUAAUAAUAGGGUUAAAUAUAAAUUAUUCAUUAUUCUCAUUAGCUAAAUUUGAUAUAAAAUAAGACCUUUCAUCCUAAAAGACUGUUAAUUAAGUCCAUCGUAACUUGAGUUGUGUCACCUGUCCUAGUCACUUGUUCCUUGUAGAUUUAGUUUUAAAUUUUAGACGUCAGGGGUCACCAAAUGAUGCGUUAAAAGUUAGACUGAGCUAAGCUGGCAACGAUUUUUGUAGCCCAGUCUACGCCAGGGUUGAGUAAACAUCUUAAUUUCAUAGAAGUUUGUCAUUUAAAACAAUUGCUCCCAACUAGCUUGUUAUAAUUCUAUUUAAUGACGCUGCGUUUUAUUGUGACUAAAUGUACCCUCUAAAACGGAACGCGAUUUUUUUUUUAAUCCGGACCCCUGAAGAAAUUAAUUGGUGACCCCUUCUCUAGCCCUUGAUGUACCUGUUCAUAUUUCUUGUUUGUCAAGAUUGACCCAUCCUAGUCAAUAUUUACCUACAUCAUAAGUUAUGUUAAAUCUAUUAGAAUUUAAUUGCAAUUUGCACAUGUUUCUAUUAUGCUGCCGUUUACACUAGUCCUUAACACAUAUCACGCGUUUUUCAUAUUAUAGUAUAGUUCACUAUUCAUUAUCAUUCAUUCUAGGUAGUUCAUAUUUCAUAGACAGUUAAGAAAAGAUAGGCAGGUAUAGAAAAUUAUGUAAAUAUGUCUUCAAAGGAUGACUGCUAUAGUUAUUGGCCACUAAGUACUUAUUAAUUGGCCAUUCUUAAUGAUAAGGCUUCUUUUUGCUACUAAUGUUUUAGAAAAAGCGAAGAGAAUCAAGUAUACAGUACCUAUAGACAAUGUCAGAGUAAAAUGUAAAUCCUUGAGAAAAAGAGGAAGGUAUGGCGGCUCUGGGCUCUUACUCCAUAGUGACAGGAUUAAAAGUUUUAAAACACUUAAACCUCAGUUUUGACAAUUUCCUUGAUCCAAAUAAUUUACUUGAUACAUAAAACGGUAGACAGAGCACAUGAAACUACUGAAGUCACUGCCACUCUUGGCAAUUACUGGGUUGAAAGAAAACGAAAUUGUGAUUCUGAUUUACUUGAUAUCAGUUAAAAUUGACUAAUAUUAAUAUUAGUAGCGCCAUCUAUCCAAGAAUCAACUAAAGGUGUGGCCAUGUGAACCAGAAUAAAGGUUUGUUUAUGGUUC